Columba livia (rock pigeon) is the source of this 2139-nucleotide messenger RNA. It is a transcript of the gene PBXIP1, whose product is annotated as PBX homeobox interacting protein 1. The transcript has 11 exons. NCBI's taxonomy places the organism in Eukaryota, Metazoa, Chordata, Aves, Columbiformes, Columbidae. Bases 140 to 1948 code for a protein of 602 amino acids. Gene Ontology annotation, cellular component: membrane. The record is from RefSeq and is a predicted model, not a curated record.
GUUCCUAUUGGCUGGUGGCGUCACGUGCGCGCCGCUUCCCGAGGGCGGCGACCGGGACCGGGGGAAAGUUACCGGGAGAAAGUUACGGGGGAAAAGUUCCCGGGGGGACCCCGGUACCAGGUGGCUCCGGACCGUCCCCAUGGCGGAGAAACCGGAGUCCCCGGACAGCAGCUGGGUGCUGGCGGGCGGCGAGGGUCUGCCCGUCGAAACGGUGGGUCCGGAGCGGGAUUUGGGCUCCCACGGCGCCGAGGAUGAGGAGCCGGAGGAGGAUGAAGGCACCGGGGACAGCGGCACAGCCAUCACCGUUAACGGCGCAGCCACUGUCGCCCGCCACAGCCCGGGCCCCGCGGGGGACCCGGAGGAGCGUUGGGGACACGGGGACGUGAGCGCGGCGGAUGGCACCGCGGAGCCCGGUGUGACGGAUGGCGGGGAGCACGAGGAGCCCGACGCCGAGGCUGAGCCGCCCCCCUGCCCUGACACCCCCAAAGCAGGGCCACCGACCGAGGAGGGGAGCGGCACCAGCAGUGACGAUGACAUGGAGGGGCUGCUGCGGCGACGGCAGAGCCACGAGCCGCCCCCCGGCCCCCCCCGGCCUGUGCCUGCGCCGCACCGGGGGACACCGGGGGACGGGGACGGACUCGGCGUGAGCAAGUUCCUGCUGGGCGCUGCGGCACUGGUGGCACUGGGACUGCUGGUUAUCUCUGGUGGCAUCUACGACCCGGUGGACGGCCCCGUGGAGAGCGUGGUGAGCCGGGACGUGGCGGCCGGCGAGCAGGACUCACCGCUUCUCACCGACGGCAACGACUCGCAGCCGAAUCCCCCCCUGUCUGACACCGGGGACCCCCCGAGCGUGCAGUCGGUGACGCAGCUGCUGGACAAGCUGGCCAAGGAGAACCAGGAGAUCCGGCUCUUGCAGGCAGAGCUGCAGGCCCAGAAGGACGAGCUGCAGAUGCUGCUGCGCCGGAGCGAGGGUGACACGGAGGCGGCCGAGGCGCAGCAACGCGGUUUGGCCGCCGAAAACGCGCGGCUGCGCGCGGCGCUGGAGCGGGAUGCUGCCGCGCUCCGCGACGCCCGGGCCGAGCUGCAGCGCCUGCGGGCCGGGGGGGCACCGGGCGGCACCGGGGGGGCAGCGGGCGGCACCGGGGAGCCGGCGGCAGAGCCCACGGUGCGGCGGGACGGUGCGGAGCGGCUGGCGGCGCUGCGGCAGGAGCUGGCGGGUGCCCUGGAGCGGGCGCGCGGUGCCGGGGGGCUCGAGGGGCUCGUGGGGGAGCUGAGCGCCCUAGAGCGGCGCCUGGAGCGGGAGCUGGAGGCGGGGGGGACCGAGCCCCCCCCCGGACCCUGGAAAAAGCCCUUCAAGGCGGAGAAGAAGGAGAACAAGCGGCACAAGCGGCACGACGCCCCCCAUGAGUGGGAGAAGAAGGAGCGCGGUAAACCCCAUGGGCACCCCAAGGACCCCCGGCCCCCCCGGGAGCACAAAGCGGGCAAACCCUGGGGAAAAUCAUCUCACGGCCCCCCCCGGCGCAGCCCACAUGAGCUGCCCCCCCUCAGCCGCUACCGGGCACCCCAAGGCUGCUCGGGGGUGAGCGACUGCGCCCGCAAAGAGGGUCUGGAGGCGUUUGGGGUGGCGCUGGAGCCGGUGCGGAAGGCGGAAUUCCUGCGGUUGCUGGAGGGUUUCAUGGAGGGGCUGGGCUGGGGGGGGCACUUCGGGGGGGUGGCCGCGCGGCUGGACGGUGUUUUCGGGGCCGACGGCGCCUUCGCCCACGACCGGCUGCGCUUCGUGGACUUCGUGGAGGACGUGGAGGAGCUGCUGGAGGAGCUGGCGCGGCGGGAAGGCGGCGACGAGGAGGCGGCCGACGGCUUCGAGGGGCUGGUGCGGCGGCACUACGGCGGGAACGGCCGCGCCGGCGGGAAGGAGCGCGGCCGGAGGGACGCACGGCACCACGGAUAGAGAUGGGGGGGUCGCCACAAUAGGAGCUUUUGCCCAGUACCCCCUCUAGGCAGGGGGGACCCCCCCGGUUUGGUUUUGGGGGGCUGGGGUUGCUGUGACACCGCACGGGACCGCGUAGCGCCGGGUCCCCCACCGGAACUGCUGUGUGAUGCUGCACGGGCACCGCGCAAUAAAGGCACCGCUGGGCUGAA